Aspergillus campestris IBT 28561 is the source of this 763-nucleotide messenger RNA. RefSeq lists its product as uncharacterized. Lineage: Eukaryota; Fungi; Ascomycota; Eurotiomycetes; Eurotiales; Aspergillaceae. The record is from RefSeq and is a predicted model, not a curated record. The transcript is spliced from 2 exons. The annotation marks the transcript as partial.
GAUGCCCGCAGACGUCGAACCCAGCAAACCGAAGCCUGAAGAUGCCAAUGCUGCGCCAGCUCCCGCUCCCACCCCAGCCGCAGCUCCCGAGCCAAAGACAGAGACUCCUGCGGCUGAACCCAAGCCUGAUGCUCCCGCACCCGAGUCGAAGACGGAAGCUCCUGCCCCGGCUCCUGCUGCUGCUCCCGCUCCUGCUCCCGCUGCUGCUCCUGCCGCUGCCCCUGCCGCUGCUCCCGCUCCUGCUCCCGCUGCUACCCCCGCUCCUGCCGAAUCUCCUGCUCCCGCCGAUGCUCCUGCUCCUGCUCCGGCUGCUCCUGCUCCUGUUCCGGCUGCUACCCCUGCUCCUGCCGUUGCCCCUGCUCCGGCCGCUGCUCCUGCUCCGGCUGCUACCCCUGCUCCGGCCGCUGCUCCUGCUCCAGAGGCGAAGACCGAAGCGCCAGCUCCAGAAGCAAAGACAGAAGCGGCAGCGCCUGCACCGGAGGCCACACCGGAGGCCGCACCCGAGGCCGCACCCGCAGCAGCACCCGCAGAACCAGCAGCUGAGAAGCCCGCUGAGAAAACGGAGCCCGCACCAGCUAAAUAAAUGCCCUACGAGUCCAGAUGGAUCUAGAGUGGUUAUGACACCAGACCUAGUCUUACCCUGACCAUCCCCGGUACUCUUUGCUUUGUCUUGUGCCUUUGCCCGCAUUUCAUACCCCAGCCUUGAUUCUUCGUUCAGUUCAAGUGUGCUUUGGCAAUUCAAGCUGUUUCACCAGGACCCUGC